Messenger RNA from Carcharodon carcharias (great white shark), 2203 nucleotides. It is a transcript of the gene cnp, whose product is annotated as 2',3'-cyclic nucleotide 3' phosphodiesterase. Gene Ontology annotation, molecular function: 2',3'-cyclic-nucleotide 3'-phosphodiesterase activity. The coding region runs from base 445 to 1638 and encodes 397 amino acids. The transcript has 4 exons. Lineage: Eukaryota; Metazoa; Chordata; Chondrichthyes; Lamniformes; Lamnidae. Gene Ontology annotation, cellular component: cytoplasm; membrane. Gene Ontology annotation, biological process: cyclic nucleotide catabolic process. The record is from RefSeq and is a predicted model, not a curated record.
GUUAUGUUAUUUUUGGUUUCGUUUUGCUGUGACUUUGUCCGCUGGUUGUUGCUGGUCCGGGGCUGGGAUGCGAGCUGGGCUCUGGAGGCUGGUGAGUGCGGAGCGCAAUCAGCAAAACCCUGCGCUGCAUUAGCGGAGAUCCAGCUCCCUCAGCAUCUUGGUCAUUGUUCUGCUGCCCCUUCCGUUCUGCAAGCUUCAUUUCCCUGUUACUGCUCCCCUCCUGCAAUUCUUCAGGACGAAUUGGUUCUAAUUAAUUAACAAUAUCCCCCACCCCACCCCCCAAUUCAAUUAAAAAACGUGGAUUGAUAAAGAAAAGCAAAAUCCAGCGGAUACUGAGAACCUGAAAUUAACACAGCAGGGGUAGGAAAUACUCAGCAGACCAGACAUCAUCUCUGGAGAGAGAGGAAAACAGAGAUAACUGUUCAGGUUAAGAAUUUAAUUACGAUGGGGGAGAAACACUCUAAGCCCAAACCCCACGUUGAUUGUGGUAAUUUCCCAUUCCUUAAUGACAACAACACCGUCCAGCUCAUUAAAGAAGCCCACACCUUCUUCAUUCUACGCGGUCUGCCAGGGAGCGGCAAGUCUACCAUUGGCAGCAAGAUCUCAGAAACCUACCAAGCAUCCAUUGCUUGUGCUUUUGCUGACCCUUUGGGGAUUUCUCCCAUGGUGGAGGAGGCUGAAUCCAGCGACAGUUGGUACGCCAAGGUGGAUGAGAAAAUUCAAGAGGGCUUGAAGGAAAUGAGAAAGGUCAUCGUGGUUGACGACAACCAUCACAAUGCGGAGCGUCUGACCUACCUCAUUGAUCUAGCCAGAGACAAUGACUAUAUUGUCCUCAUUGUCACCCCUAAGACCGAGUGGAAAGACAACUGCGAGAUGCUUGCGAAAAAAAACCAGUGGAAACUGUCUGUGAAGCAGCUGGACACCAUAAAGCAGGGUUUCCAGGAACACAUCAUACCAUACUACUUCGGCUGGUUCUUGUUGAGGAAGAGUGCCAAGGAGAUGCGUGAGAAGGCGGAGGGUUUCCUGAAUCUGCUCAGCAGUAAUGACGAGUUUUUAGAAGAGUUCAGAACAAAUGUGCAAUGGCAUUCAGAAGAGGAAUUCAACAUCCAGGAAUAUUUCCAGAAGAGGCCAAGUGUGCUGCAUUGUACAACAAAAUUCUGUGGCUAUGGAACAGUCCCAGACUGUGAAUUGUACUCUUCCAGUAAGGCUGUGGCAGAAAAUUAUGGGAAGGCCUUCACACUGAACGUGACAGCGCUGUUUGUCACACCCAGAACAGUGGGAGCCCGUGUUCUACUGGACACAGAUCAGAAACUACUGUGGCCAAGGAAGGAACUGUGUGAAGAUGGCAGUGACAGCGAGGAAAAGACAGACCUGCCAUUUGGCAGCAGGUCCCACAUCACCUUGGCCUGCGCUCCCGGAGUGAAGUCGCUUCAGACGGGAUUAGACCUGCUCAAAAUUUUAAAGCUCAUGAAGGCCGGCAAUAAACCAGAGCAACAACUGGAGACAGCAGAAGGUUUGCUUUGCUGCUAUGGCGAGGGGAGGUGGAUUGUCGAUCUGACCAAGCCGGUUGAAGUGAAGACCCUUUUUUCUGGUUUUUACCCAAAAAAGAAGCCCACUACUGAGUCAGAGGGGAAUUAGAAAGAAACAAAAUGUGAACCAGAUUGUGAGACGUGAAAAGUUUUAACUGGAUUACAGUAAAAGUUAAAAUAGAUGGUAGUGUGUAGAUAACUGUGACCACAUCCAAGCACAUUAAGGGUACUUAUUUUAACCAAAGGUGACAAUUUCCUAUAUUUCUCAAUUUUUUUAUGAUUGUAGUUGUUGUUCAGGUAGGACAUUUUCUUGCUUCAGCUAUAAUGGCUUGUUAUGAUUCAGUAUGACUAAUACUAACAGUUGGCCUAGUGUUUAGUACUUAAUCUUGUUUGCUUUCAGAUGAGAUCAGGUUAUUAUGGAACCAGCGUUAAGACUACUGUAGCAUGCAGGUGCUAUAAUGUGUUUGUGCCUAAGUUUUUCUGUGCCAGCUCACGCAAGAAGUGUAGAUAAGGUGAGAGUUUCUGCCUAUUGUGGGAAUCCACCCGAUCAAUUAUUGAAAAUGCUAGCUUACUUUAAAUAUGCAGCUUUUUGUUUUAAUUGUUCUGAGUGGUUCUGUCAUGUUGCUUUCUCAAAGAUGUAACUCCAGAGUUUCAAUAAAGGAGAUGGAACCAUC